Endocarpon pusillum Z07020 is the source of this 945-nucleotide messenger RNA. RefSeq lists its product as uncharacterized. Bases 1 to 945 code for a protein of 314 amino acids. The record is from RefSeq and is a predicted model, not a curated record. Gene Ontology annotation, molecular function: oxidoreductase activity. NCBI's taxonomy places the organism in Eukaryota, Fungi, Ascomycota, Eurotiomycetes, Verrucariales, Verrucariaceae. The transcript is spliced from 3 exons.
AUGACUUCAAGUGACCACGUCAAGAAUAUUGCAGUCGUCGGAGCAAGCGGCUUAGUUGGUGGUGCCAUACUGAAGAGCCUACUCGAAUCAGGCAAUUUCGAUGUAACAGCCAUUUCGCGUCAAGACUCCAGCGCCGCCUUCCCUUCCAACGUCACAGUGAAGAAGGGCGACUACAAGUCCCCCGAGUUCCUUGAAUCCGCCCUGCAAGAUCAGGACGUGCUCAUUCUCACCUUCGCCGUGACGACGCCUCCAGAAGUUCAAUCCGACUUCAUCAAGGCGGCCGCCAAAGCUGGCGUUCCGUGGAUCUUGCCCAAUGAAUAUGGACAGGACGGGGCUAACCCCGAGCUCGCAAAAGUGGUGGGCCUCCUGGGCAUGAAAGAGAGAUACCGCAAUGAGAUUGAAGCACUGGGUGUGAGCAGCUGGAUUGGUAUUGCGAACAAUCUUUGGUUUGACUUUAGCCUGAAAGGCGGAUUCUACGGCAUUGACAUCGCAGCACGCAAAGCGGAAAUCUACGACGAUGGCAGCACCUCCAUCGUCGCCACCACCGUUCCUCAAGUCGGUCGCGCUAUCGCUCGACUGCUAAGUUUGCCCGUGGAGUCCUCUUCUCCCUGUCUUUCGGACUACAAAAACAAGUUUGUAUACAUCACCUCUUUCUCCGUCACCCAAAAUGAUAUGCUGGCCGCUGCGCAGCACGCCACUGGUACAACAUCGGCCGACUGGACGGUCACGCAUAAGCCCGUCGAUCGAUGGAUGCAGGAAGGGCGGGAGAUGUUUGCCAAGGGGGAGCGAAGGGGUAUGAUCAAUGUGCUGUAUGGGGCCACGUUCAAAAAGGGCCUUGGAGAUCAGUUCCACGGUCGGGAAGUGGCGAACGAAAAAUUGGGAUUGAAAGAGGAGGACCUGGAUGAAGUCAUGCAGAGGAUCGUGAAGGAAGUAGAGGCGAAGUAA